AUGAAGAAGGAUGAUGAGACUGAGAGUGAAGAGGAAGGAGAAGAGGUGAACCAAUUGGUUGAUGAAGAUGACAAGAGGGGAACCAAGAUGAGCCAAUGGAAGAGGCUGAGGAAGAGGAGGAGGAUGAGCUCCCCAUGUACCAAGAGCACUACAAUGCUCUCUUCUCCAUGGACUUUGUGGAGACCAAGUACCCACAUGAUGACACAUGAAGGCCCUUGGAUCUUUGAGGAUGUGGAGUUGGUGCUCAAGAACAUGCAAUUGGCCAAGUUCUUCUCUCACCGCAUGGAGUCUUACAAGGAGCUCACUUGUGAGUUUUUGGCUCGAUGA
This is a messenger RNA of Microthlaspi erraticum, 327 nucleotides long. Lineage: Eukaryota; Viridiplantae; Streptophyta; Magnoliopsida; Brassicales; Brassicaceae. The record is from the annotation of a GenBank genome assembly.